Messenger RNA from Nanorana parkeri, 2493 nucleotides. RefSeq names its product dynamin 1 like (gene DNM1L). The transcript is spliced from 20 exons. NCBI's taxonomy places the organism in Eukaryota, Metazoa, Chordata, Amphibia, Anura, Dicroglossidae. The record is from RefSeq and is a predicted model, not a curated record. Gene Ontology annotation, biological process: mitochondrial fragmentation involved in apoptotic process; mitochondrial fission. Gene Ontology annotation, molecular function: GTP binding; GTPase activity; microtubule binding. Gene Ontology annotation, cellular component: microtubule; membrane; cytoplasm. The coding region runs from base 141 to 2348 and encodes 735 amino acids.
UUUUCUGUGCCCGCGCCGCGCCUCCCUACCGCAGAGCUCUCUGGGUCGGUUGAAUGGUUGCUGAGCGGAAUAGCCGGCGGCUGUGAGCGGUGGCCGCCCCACUGUGUCCCUCCAUUCAUCCCCCGGCUCAGGUCUCAGACAUGGAGGCGCUCAUCCCUGUCAUCAACAAGCUGCAGGACGUCUUCAACACGGUGGGGUCAGAUGUCAUCCAGUUACCUCAGAUCGUGGUGGUGGGGACACAGAGCAGUGGCAAGAGCUCCGUAUUGGAGAGUUUGGUUGGCCGGGAUCUGCUUCCCCGAGGCACUGGAGUAGUGACCAGAAGACCCCUAAUCCUGCAGCUGGUCCUCGCGUCAGCAGAUGACCGCAGAAAAACUUCUGGAGAAGACAAUGAUAUGGACAUUUGGAAAAAUCCAAGACUCAAAGGUGUGGAUGCUGAAGAAUGGGGUAAAUUCCUACACACAAAGAACAAGAUAUACACAGACUUUGACGAAAUCCGUCAAGAGAUCGAGACUGAAACUGAAAGAAUUUCUGGCAACAACAAAGGUAUUAGCUCAGAACCCAUCCAUCUGAAGGUCUUCUCUCCUAAUGUGGUUAACCUGACGCUAGUGGAUUUACCAGGGUUGACUAAGGUACCGGUGGGUGACCAGCCUAAAGACAUCGAACUGCAGAUCAGAGAGCUCAUUUUCAGGUACAUCAGCAACCCCAAUUCCAUUAUUCUGGCAGUCACUGCCGCCAACACGGAUAUGGCAACAUCCGAAGCUCUGAAAAUUGCCCGGGAGUGCGAUCCUGACGGUCGGAGAACGCUUGCUGUGAUCACCAAACUGGACCUCAUGGAUGCUGGGACAGAUGCCAUGGAUGUCCUCCUAGGAAGGGUCAUUCCGGUUAAACUGGGCAUUAUUGGAGUUGUUAAUAGGAGUCAACUGGAUAUUAACAAUAAGAAGUGUGUAGCAGACUCGAUCCGGGAUGAAUUUGGUUUUCUUCAGAAGAAGUACCCUUCUCUGGCCAAUAGGAAUGGAACCAAGUACCUGGCACGCACCCUGAACAGGCUACUGAUGCACCACAUUAGAGACUGUUUGCCGGAACUAAAAACCAGGAUCAAUGUUUUGGCAGCUCAGUAUCAGACACUGCUGAACAGCUAUGGUGAGCCGGUGGAGGACAAGAGUGCAACCUUGCUGCAGCUCAUUACGAAGUUUGCCACUGAAUAUUGUAACACAAUCGAAGGGACGGCAAAAUACAUAGAGACAUCAGAACUGUGCGGUGGAGCGAGAAUUUGCUACAUCUUUCAUGAAACUUUUGGGAGGACGCUGGAGUCAGUCGAUGCAUUGGGUGGACUGACCACAAUCGACGUGCUUACAGCCAUCAGAAAUGCAACGGGUCCACGGCCGGCCUUGUUUGUCCCAGAAGUGUCUUUUGAGUUGCUGGUGAAGAGACAAGUGAAACGCUUGGAAGAGCCGAGUCUGCGGUGCGUAGAGCUUGUCCAUGAGGAGAUGCAGAGGAUCAUCCAGCAUUGCAGUAAUUACAGCACACAGGAGCUGCUGAGAUUUCCAAAGCUACAUGAUGCCAUAGUUGAGGUGGUGACUUCACUUCUGCGGAAACGCCUUCCUGUAACCAAUGAGAUGGUACACAAUUUGGUGGCCAUUGAACUUGCCUAUAUCAACACUAAACAUCCAGACUUUGCGGAUGCCUGUGGUCUGAUGAACAACAAUAUAGAGGAACAGAGGAGGAACAGAUUAGCCAGGGAUGUGCCACGGCCUUCAACACUUACAGAUAAGUCUACUAAACCUCCAGGGCCUUUGGCGUCCGCCUCCCUAGACUCCUGCCUCGCUUCUGCCUCUGAGGCUGAUGGCAAGGUCUCUCCUCCAGGGGGCGCUGCAGAUGUCCUAGAUGCUGGGACUGGUAACUGGAGAGGGAUGCUGAAGGCCUCUAAAGGAGAAGAGCAACUAGUGGAAGAGAGAAACAAAUUUGUACCCAUCCACCCGGCCAGCCCCCAGAGGGGCCACGCUCUGAACCUGCUGGAUGUGCCUGUGACAGUUGCCAGAAAACUUUCCGCUCGUGAGCAGCGCGACUGCGAGGUGAUCGAGCGACUAAUAAAGUCCUACUUCCUGAUUGUGAGGAAGAACAUUCAGGACAGUGUGCCAAAAGCCGUGAUGCACUUCUUGGUGAACCACGUGAAGGACACUUUACAGAGCGAACUGGUGGGCCAGCUGUAUAAAUCCAUGUUGCUGGAGGACCUGCUCACAGAGUCUGAGGACAUGGCCCAGCGAAGGAAGGAGGCUGCAGACAUGUUGAAGGCACUUCAGAGAGCGAGCCAGAUCAUCGCUGAGAUCCGGGAGACACACCUCUGGUGACCAGAAGAUCGACACACCAGACACAUCACUUAAAACCAGAGGAAGCGCGAGUCGUACACACGGUAGAAUUUUAUUUAUAUCAGAAAUCCCUGUGUAUUGGAGGAUCGUGUCCAGGAGGGAACCUGCUCUUCCGAGCAAGAAAAAA